AUGCAGUAUUCGUUCAUUCUUUUCUUCGUUUUCUCUUACCUACCCUCUUUUGGUCUCGCUCUACCAGCUGCUAGCCCAGCAAAAGGCGUUGGGCAUCAUCGAUUCCUCGUCCGGGGUGUCCGGCAUCUCGGUACCCGAACGCCCCAGAACGACGUUGCCGAAGGUCAGACAGGCGCCAGUCAGGGCCAGAACAACACGGUCGAAGGGCGAAAUGGCGUCAGCAGUACCCAGAUAAUGAAUGCCGUUAUGUCUUGGAUGCAAGACACAGGAAAGGUCACAAAGUUCCUCAACACCGCCACAUCCUUUACCGGCGCUGAGUUCACCAAGCAAGCUACAAUUGCUCUCAACGCCGAGAUUGACGAGCUCAAUCAUAAGAUGGUUCUCGACACCGCCUUUCAAGGAACGGACAUGGUUACACAAGCCAAUGCAGUGCUCGACACACAAGGCAACUUCCAGGCGGUCGUUGAUACCUUGCAAUCCAUGGUCACCAACGGACCCGACACCGCGCAAAAGGACGUCAACACCAUCAACAACAACCGCUGUGUCAAUGUACUUCCCAACAUCGAUAUGUACUUUGCUGCUGCCGGUGCCCCUGAGGUUCAGGCUGUUCGUCCUACAGGAUGCUUGGAGGUUGAGGGCGCCAACGUUACUCCCGCAGUCCCGCCACCUGUUAAAGGCGGCACUGCACCACCUCAAGUAACUCAAGCGCCUACCGUUGGCAACGGGAAUGACAAUGGAAACGGCAAUGGCCAAACCCAGAGCGGCAACGGUCAGAACAGUAACCAAAACCAGGCUGACAAUAGCAAUGGACUGAACAUUGGCAAGGGAGUCAGUGGAAACGGCGGCAGCACUCAGAGCAACAACCAAAUCAACGAUCAGGGCAACAACAAUGGUCAGAACAUCGGCAAGGGAGCCAGUGGAGACAGCGGCAAAAACACUUUGCAGCCCGCCAAACUGGGUUCUCAGAACUCCAAUACCAACGUCAACAACGGCAACGGUAACAAUCAGGGCCAGAAACAAUCUCAGCAGCAAUCACAAAAGCCUCCAAGUCAAGCAGGCUCCGCCCUACAGCCCGCUCGGCUUGGCUCGUCAACGUCUGGAAGUGACUCCUUCCACCAAGACAAGAGCAGCUCGCGCACAGCUUCAGAAGACCCAGCAACCGCCAUCCCUAGCCACGGACUUGGCGAGGACGUUGCCCGAUCCCGCGGGCUGAGACGAAAGCUGAAUGGGGUGGCGGAAAGCUUGAAGCAGCAUGCUUGA
Messenger RNA from Colletotrichum spaethianum, 1260 nucleotides. RefSeq lists its product as uncharacterized. Lineage: Eukaryota; Fungi; Ascomycota; Sordariomycetes; Glomerellales; Glomerellaceae. The record is from RefSeq and is a predicted model, not a curated record. The coding region runs from base 1 to 1260 and encodes 419 amino acids. The transcript has 2 exons.